GCGGCAGGAAACACGUGGCUGCGCUGCAGCUGUGUCCCUGGGGGAUGCGCGCAGGCAGUCUGGCCGCCGGGGCCUGGCUUCGGUGUAAGUGGGGAUUUUGCGUUACCAUGUGCUACCUGUGCGAGAUCUGGAGCUGUAAGCGAAAGGCCGUAUUUUAAACGGGAUUAUUUACUGGCAUUAGCGGGUUGUAUACCUAAAGUGAAGUUUUUCUUACCAUGCAGAAAAAUAGAGGUCGGACCGGUAGAAAGAGAAGAAGAAAACAAUUUAGCAGUUUGCCUUCAAAUGGAGUAAACCAGAGUCACAUACUGGAAUAUAUACAACUUAGGAAGUGGCUGAAAGAGAGGGGGUUUGAGGACCGUAAUUUAAGACCAGCACAGUUUUCAGAUACGGGAAGAGGCCUAAUGACCACAAAAGCCUUUCAGGCAGGGGAACUGAUUAUUUCGUUGCCGGAGAAAUGCUUGCUCACCACUGGUACUGUCCUUAGCAGCUACCUUGGGGAACACAUUGCAAAGUGGAAGCCUCCCAUAUCUCCUUUGAUAGCACUGUGCACAUUUUUAAUAGCUGAGAAAUAUGCUGGUGAGCAAUCUGUGUGGAAGCCUUAUCUUGAUGUUUUACCAAAGACCUAUACGUGCCCUGUUUAUUUGGAUCAAGAAGUAGUGAGACUUCUUCCUGAGCCCUUAAGAAGGAAGGCUCAGGAGCAAAGAACAGUGGUCCAGGAACUGUAUACGUCUUCCAAGUCUUUUUUCUCUUCUCUGCAGUCUUUGUUUACUGAGAAUGUAGAAACUGUUUUUAACUACGAUGCCCUGCAGUGGGCUUGGUGCACCAUUAAUACUAGAACAGUGUACAUGAAGCAUUCACAGAGGGAAUGUUUCUCUAGGGAGCCAGAUGUUUAUGCACUAGCGCCUUAUUUAGAUCUGCUAAACCACAGUCCAAAUGUUCAGGUAAAAGCUGCAUUUAAUGAGCAGACAAGAUGUUAUGAAAUCAGGACAGAUUCACAUUGCAGAAGACAUGAAGAACUGUUUAUCUGUUACGGACCUCAUGAUAACCAGCGACUUCUGCUAGAAUAUGGAUUCGUUGCCAUCAACAACCCACAGAGUGGGGUUUAUGUCUCAGCAGAUAUCCUUCUUAAACAUCUCUUUUCAGCAGACAAGCAGAGAAAUAUGAAGCUUUCCAUUCUAAAGGAUCAUAACUUGUUAGAAAAUUUGACGUUUGGAAGGGAUGGGCCAUCAUGGAGACUCCUCACAGCUCUCAAGUUGUUAUGUCUCGGAGCAGAUGAAUUUACCUACUGGAAGAAAGUCCUCCUUGGUGAUAUAAUUUCAGCCAGAAAUGAAGAGAGGAGUUUGAACAUAGCGGCAAAAAUAUGCUUUUCUUUAAUAGAGGAGACACAGCAGGUCCUUCACCAGAUUUCCCAAAUGAAAAAGGACAAGGUGAACCUUGAAAACCAGCUGGCUUUGGUAGAAGUACUGCGCCUGGAAGAUCUGACAAUCCUGCAAACAUCAGCAGAGAUUCUGUACAACUUGCACACUGCAAUAACUUGACCUGUUCAGAAAGCAGACCAUGACUGUCACAGCUCAGUGGCUUUCACUUACCAGGAACUAGAGGCCUGCUUGCCCCAAACAUUUUUGAUGACCAGUAGCAUCAAGGAAUAAUGUAAAGUUAUGGUGGAAAAGCUGUCCAGUUUCAUUUAUGGGUGUUGACAUCAACCAUAGGGCUAUAUUCUGUGCCUCCCCUCCUGAGAGGCUCAGCCUAGAAAAUGCAGGAGGCAAGAGUGGCUUUGUCACCUUUGUGCCAUCUAGAUUCACGGCUGCUGUGGGGCCCAAAACAGCUGGAAUAAUUAGAACAGUCCCAGGGGCUGAUGGAACUUGAUCUGCCUGGGGACUGGACUAUAGUCCAGAAUCUCCAUAGUGCCAAGCAGCUACUCCCUGGUAUGUCCCUACUUUUGUGGCUUACAAGGGAGGGCAGUGCAGAGCUACUUGUCUCACCCUAUGUUAUUUGUGUGCGAGGGCCAUCCUCUGCUGACCCUUUUGUAUCUCAUUUAUGGUCCCUGGACUUUGCCGGGAUGAUUAUGUAAGAUCUGGAGCACAGGGCAUGUCAGCCCCAGAAUGACUCAAAAACAGUCAUCCAGUGCCCACCCCAAACGCACAUAUAGUACACUGAUGCUGGAGGCUCGGGUAGUAGCCCUCAUGCAGAAGUGUGGCUCUACCUUCCCCCCAUUUAAAACUCCUCCAGAUUGUUGCUAGCCUAGGCGAUUAUUACUGCUCCUCUGCACAACAAAUAGACGUGCUUGAGUGAUUUUGAGCUGUGGUGGUGUAACAGUUUGCAUGUUGGCUGUUCAGGAAAUCCACUCUGAUGCUUUCUACCAGUCCUGAUUGUCACACAGAGAAACUUCCUUCUCCUGUCCCCUUUUUGCCUUUCCUAAUCGAUCUGGCUGGGCAUCAUAAUUGUCGGAGGGUUAGGGUAACUAUUGACAUGAGGGCCAUACCUGUGUGAAUGGUCUUGUAUCUCAUUACUUUUUUGUAUGCUUUCCUGCAGGCCCUCAAUCUCUCACUGUUGUGUUUUCUAGUAUGGGUCUGCUGCAUGUCACCCGUUUACUAGUACUCUGGUAGCUUUGGAAAAGCUAAUGUGGGAUAAAGUCUUGGUCAAGGGAGAUACGUGAGGUGAUGGGCAAAGCUUGAAUAGGAAAGGAAAGGGGAUAUCUUAGGUUCCACGGCUAUGGGAUCGGUAAAAGGACAUAGUUUUCAACUGCCUUUUAGCCAUUUAUCUAUCAUGUGCACAGGGCCUGUACGAUUUGGGAGUUGGCUGACUCACAGAGUUAGAGACAAAAAGGGACACUUAGAGCAUCUAGUCUGACCUACUGUAUAUCACAUCCCUCUAAAUUUCACCCAGUUACCCCUGUAUUAGGCUUUAGUCAAAAAAGUUAUUAGGCUCAUCUUCCACUUUGGCAUCCAGUCUUGACUUGAAAACAGUAGAGAUGGAGAAUCCACCCAUGGUUCCAGUGGUUAACCACAGUCACUGCUAGAGAUUUGUGCCUUAUUUCCAAGUUGAAUUUGUCUGGCUUCUGCUUCAAGCCAUUGGUUCUUGCUAUGCCUUUCUCUUCUAGUUUAAAGACCCUAUUAGUACUCAGUCUUUUCUCCCCAUGAAAGAAUUUGUGCACUGUAAUCAAGUCACCUCUCAAUCUUUUUUGAUAAGCUUAACAGAUUGAGCUCUUUAAGUAUCUCAUUGUGAGGCAUUUUCUCCAGCCCUUGAAUCAUUUUUUGGGCUCCUUUCUGCACCCUCUUCAAACUUUCUACAUUGUUUUUUAAAUUGUGGAUACCAGAACUGUAGGGACAGAAUUCUAGUAUCAGUUUCACCAAUGCUGUGUACAGAGGUAAUAUCCUCCCCCUAUUCCUACUAGUAACUUUGCAUUUGUCUGUAUUAAAAUGCAUUUUGUUUGCAUGGGGCCAGCUUUACCAAGCAAUCCAGAUCACUUUGCAUGACUGCCCUCUCCUUAUUAUUAUUUAUCACUGUGCCAAUCUUUUUGUGUCAUGUGCAAAUUUUAUCAGUAGUGAUUUUUUUUUUAUAUAUUUACUUCCAGAUCAUUGAUGAAAGUAUUGACUAGCGUUGGGCCUACUAGCAAUCCCUGCAAAACCCCACUAGAAACACUGCCUGACAGAUUGCCUCUCAAAGAGUACAUCUGUGGCCUGUGGAGUACAGGCACUACACGUGUAGCUACAGGCUGCAGUGAAAGGCAAGCUGUAUAUACACUUGUUGCUAUGGGGUACAGCUACAGGCUGCAGUGAAAGUCUCCUGCAGCAGGGAAUGGGAAAAGGCUCUGGCAGUGGAGAAGCUUCUGGAAUCUUUCCCUGGUGCUUGAGCCUCUCACUGUGGAGGGAACAGGCUCGGGCAGCGGGACGUGACACUGUUAAAAAUAGCAGCAUAGAUGUGGGUGUGUAGCGAACCUGUGUUGGGUGUAUAUACCGUGUGGUAAGAAACCAAUUAAGCCUGUUAGGUCAGUUUAAAGAACAGGCUACCAGCAGCAAAUUAAGUAAACUGAGAGAAAGAAGAAGGAAAAGAAGAAAAGGAUAUAGUUAGCUCUGAACCAAGAGUAGGCGCCCCAGCUUGAAACAGCUGGGAACCCUUACCGCCAGGUUCUCAUCCUGGCUCUGGGAGAAGAGUGGGGGUUGUUACCUGCUCCUGCAAACCCCACCAUUUUUCACUUUGAAACUUUUUUUUUUCCCUCCACCCCCCCAGGACCAAGUCCCAGCUCCUGUCUCUAAAGGUGAUCUGUUAACUCUGCUUCUGACUUUAAACCCUGUUGUGCCAAAUUAUCUUUAACCACCCCUAACUAAUGUACAACACUGCAGCAGCCCUUGCUGAAACAGCACUUGAAAGAAACCAAACUUGAAAGAUUACUGGCAGCUUCCCAUACUGCUGCCCUUACUUCAAACCUCUUACAAGUGGACUGAAGUGCCGCCUUUCCUGGAAGGCAUCCAGUCCCCAUGGGCAGGGACCUUCUUCCACUACCCAUAUACCAAAGGAGGGUGGGCUCCUCAGCCACCCCCCAUUCCUCUGGGUCCCCUAACACUUCCUUCAUUUCCUUUUUAAUCUCAUUCCAGGCUGACCCCUGCACCUGGUAUGGGCCCUGGUUCUUCCUUAUCCAUUUAUCCAAAAAAAAAAAAUCCUUUACCCUGGCUUGCCAGAACCCGCAACUACCAUCACAAGAGUUCACUAUACCCCCUCCAAGCAGCUGCGUGGACUGUUGGGGAGGGGGACUUACAGGCUGCCACUCACCUAUCCGAUGCGAUGCAUCCAAGUCAUGGCACCAAGAUGUUAGGGGGCUCAUUCCUUCACCCUCCUACUUCCCUGGUCCUUUCCGCAUGAACAGAGAGCAACAAUACCCGAAAUCCAAAGGCACAAACAAUUCAAUGUUUAUUGGGGUGAACUUCCAGCAAGCACGAUUCC
Molecule: messenger RNA, 4941 nt
Organism: Mauremys mutica (yellowpond turtle)
Lineage: Eukaryota; Metazoa; Chordata; Testudines; Geoemydidae
Gene: SETD4
Product: SET domain containing 4
Exons: 11
Coding region: 216-1538 (440 amino acids)
Biological process (GO): peptidyl-lysine trimethylation; positive regulation of transcription by RNA polymerase II; peptidyl-lysine dimethylation
Molecular function (GO): transcription coactivator activity; protein binding; histone H3K36 methyltransferase activity
Source: RefSeq, a predicted model, not a curated record